CCGCCUCAACUGCUGACUUCCUGGUCACAGCGGGCGUCGGCAAGGGUAGCAGGCCACCGCGGCUGCGAGCCCCAGAGCCAUGGGGCAGGCGCGGGAUGCCAUCCUGGACGCUCUUGAAAACUUGACCCCGGAGGAGUUCAAAAAGUUCAAGAUGAAGCUGCAGUCAGUGCCGCUGCGCCAGGGCUAUGGACGCAUCCCGCGGGGGCCCCUGCAGCAGAUGGACGCCAUAGACCUCACUGACAAGCUUGUCAGCUUCUACCUGGAAGCUUAUGGCGCCGAGCUCACAAUGACUGUGCUUAGAGAGAUGGGCAUGCGGGAGCAGGCUGAGCAACUGCAAACGGUCAUUCAGAGAGAGUCUGGAGCUGCGGCAGCUGCAACCAGUGCCUCUCCUCAAACGGCAGCCAGGACAGUACACUUCAUUGACCAGCACAGACAAGCACUGAUCGGCAGGGUCACGGACGUGGACGCCCUGCUCGACGCCCUGUUUGGCAGUGUGCUGACUGAAGAACAGUACCAGGCAGUUCGAGCGGAGACCACCAACCCGAACAAGAUGAGGAAGCUCUUCAGCUUCACUCCAGCCUGGGACCUGGCCUGCAAGGACUUACUCCUCAAGGCCCUGAGGGAAACACUGCCCUACUUAGUGGCGGACCUGGAGAAGAGCUGAGGUAUUUUCUCCAGCUACAGCUCCUAACUCUGAAUACACAAAUUUUUAAAAAAUCAGUUAGUACUGUU
This is a messenger RNA of Peromyscus maniculatus bairdii (prairie deer mouse), 732 nucleotides long. Its product is annotated as apoptosis-associated speck-like protein containing a CARD. The record is from RefSeq and is a predicted model, not a curated record. Gene Ontology annotation, biological process: regulation of apoptotic process; innate immune response; inflammatory response. NCBI's taxonomy places the organism in Eukaryota, Metazoa, Chordata, Mammalia, Rodentia, Cricetidae.